Pangasianodon hypophthalmus (striped catfish) is the source of this 5537-nucleotide messenger RNA. It is a transcript of the gene fgd6, whose product is annotated as FYVE, RhoGEF and PH domain containing 6. Gene Ontology annotation, molecular function: metal ion binding; guanyl-nucleotide exchange factor activity. The transcript is spliced from 21 exons. Gene Ontology annotation, cellular component: cytoplasm. The record is from RefSeq and is a predicted model, not a curated record. Bases 279 to 4010 code for a protein of 1243 amino acids. Lineage: Eukaryota; Metazoa; Chordata; Actinopteri; Siluriformes; Pangasiidae.
AAAACCUACAGGCGUUCAGAGUGUGGCGUUGUGUGAGUGGGGGCUGGACACUGAAUGGAGCCGAAGGGAUUUUUUUUUUUUCAAAAAAUAAAAAGUUAUUUCAGUGGUUACCGGCCCCAUGGCGGUUUGUAGGUAGUGUGUUUUCUUGUUGUUUUUCUUUUUCUUUUUUUUAACCUUUGUUAUGGAGUUACAAUGGGAUAUCGUAGGGAUAAACAGCGACAUUUGAAGGAUUUCCCUUAAAAAGCAACUCAUUCAUGGAGCCGCAGGAGUGAAGGAUCAUGAGUACAGGUAUGAAGAAGCCACCGGUUGCCCCCAAACCCAGGCUGUUGGCAUCUCAGAAGCCAGCUCCACCUCCAAUCGCACCUAAACCUGAGAUCCUACUUCCUUCUCCAUCUCCUUCUGCACCAAAACGGGGGAAACCUGCUCUAGCCCCUAAACCAUGCCUGGACAAAAUCAGCCCCAAAGCUGUCCAGUCAUCUCUCUCAAUCAGCACUGGCAAAUCUGAGGGCGUCCCCACGUCCAAAAACGGGGGCCUCUCACAUUAUAUCAUACCACCCAAGAGUCACCAUAUGGGCAACUGCAAAACGAGGGGAUCUGAAGAGACAAGCGAAACAACAGAGUAUGAUGUGGGAAAAAAGCGAGGCAGUCCAAUAGAGGAGCUUGGCUGCAACAGUACAAAGGACCAAGUGACUUUACUCAGACAAGAUGUGCAAAACCACAUUCCCGCACACUCCCCAAACACUCUUCCAGAUGCAAAGGAAGAUACACACACAGCUGUGCUUGUCAAGGAUCACAUGUACACACAACCAGAGUUACACACUCCAACAGAAGAAACCUUCCAGGAACAAGAGCAACUUGCUGAGCAGGCUUCACACAUGCAGUGUUUAACCUCUAAUGACACACAUAAAAAUGUUUCUGUGCCUACACCUCCUAGUAAGCCACUUCCUGUGCCUCAGCCUCGCCGUCCACGAAGAAAUGUGCUUCUCCGCCAGAAGGUGGCGGUGGAGUAUCCACCCGAAACAGAGACAUACCUCCCUGCGCACCUUCAAACGCAGGUGACACACUCAGAAGACCAGCAUUCUUCACCAGAAGUUCCAGAGGAUGCUUUAUCAUCCAGCAGUUCUCCUGCAAACACUUCUCCAGACUCACACACAGGCUCCACCCACAUUACAGACUCCACCCACAACACACACUCUAUCUGUAAUACACACAACGGUGGUAAUGUGACACACCCAGAGACUGCCUGCUAUUCAGAUCCAGCCUCUAGUGAAUUGUCUGUUUCCACAGAGGAGGAGGAGCAACAGCCACCAGCCCCACCCCCUCGACAAAAGUCCCUCCUACAAAAAGGCAGUAACAAUUACAAAACGUCAACUUCCCUGGACAACCUGCUUCUUACGGAGCAUGCAGACUCUGAGCUGUUCGAUGAGAAGCUCGACAAGGAAGAGGAGGAGGAUGAUGAAGAUGAAGACGGUGCAUAUGGCGAUUUUGCUCGUUGUCCAUUCACCAGGAGUUUACCCAAACAAAUUAGACUCAACCGCAGUCCUCAGGUGGCGACUGUAGCCAAGGCAUCUUCAGCAGAGGAGAGCUCCCCAAAGAUUGUUCCCAAGAAGCCGCAGAGACACAGUCUACCCGCGUCUGCACUGUUGAGGAAACAAAAUACGCCACCGCAAACGCCUAUUCCAGCCCCGCCCCCUGUUUUUGGAGCCCUUCCCGCCCCUCCCAACGAGAAACCCUCAUCAUGGCGCAUCACUUUCUCAGGAAUCCCUCUGUUUGGUAAGCAGCUAUCUCAAAGUGCUAGCCAAUCACAGACCUGCGAUGGAAAGAGGCCGAGGUCAGUGCUGGUCAAGCAGAGGGCGAGGUCAUUUUCCUCAGCUGAUCUCCUGCGCGUGGACUCGGGUGCCAGUGUGCAGAAACAGCGCAGCCUGAUGAAACUUCUUGAAGUGCGCGUCAAGCUGUUUCCGAAGCUGCUGCGUGGUGGGACAUCUCUGGAUUGCACUACCACAGAUACAGAGUGUGACAUACACACUGCGGCCAACACUGAGGUCACAACCGCCAGUGAGGAGGUCACUCAGCAUGAUGGAGAAGGGGAUUGUGGGGUAGAAUAUGAAAAUGUUCCCCUCUAUGAAGAGAUUCCUGAGUACAUGAACCUGCCCUGGGUCUAUUCCAGUCAGAAUACGGAUAGUGGAGUAUAUGAAGUGCAGGAUCCUUAUGAAAUGAGCAGGCCUCAUUUGGCUGGUGACCUGUCAGAGGAAGAGGAGGGGCUAAGCUCGAAUGAGGAGGACGACAAUAGCUCCACCUCCAGCAAGGACGAAAUGGACCAAUCAAGAGACAAAGAGGAGGUCGAGAAAGCAAAAAGGAAUAAAGUGGUUCACAUUGCCAAGGAGAUCAUGAGCUCAGAGAAAGUAUUUGUGGACGUUCUGAAGUUGCUGCACAUUGACUUCCGGGAUGCGGUUGCCAAAGCGACUCGUGCCAGUGGGAAGCCUGUGGUGGAGGAGCGGGUGCUGAAUCAGAUCCUCUACUACCUGCCUCAGCUCUACGAGCUCAACAAGGACCUGCUGAGAGAGCUGGAGGAGAGAGUCGCACACUGGUCGGAUCACCAGAGGCUGGCUGACAUCUUUGUGCAGAAGGGACCGUAUCUGAAGAUGUACUCUACAUACAUCCGAGAGUUCGAUCGCAACGUGGCUCUGUUGGACGACCAGUGCCGCAAGAACCCUUCUUUCGCCACUGUUGUACGUCAGUUUGAGACGAGUCCUCGUUGUGCCAGUCUGGCUUUAAAGCAUUACCUACUGAAACCAGUGCAGCGGAUUCCACAGUACCGACUCCUGCUGACAGAUUAUUUGAAAAAUCUUCCUGAAGACUCAUCUGACUACAAGGACACACAAACUGCCCUUGGGGUGGUGAAGGAAGUUGCGAAUCACGCCAAUGACAUCAUGAAACAAGGGGACAACUUCCAGAAGUUAAUGCAGGUUCAGUGCAGUUUGAACGGGCAUCAUGAAAUUGUGCAGCCUGGAAGGGUGUUUCUGAAGGAGGGCACGCUGAUGAAACUAUCCAGGAAGGUCAUGCAGCCCAGAAUGUUCUUCCUGUUUAAUGACAUCCUGCUGUACACCACUCCUGUACAAUCUGGCCAGUAUAAAGUAAACAGCAUGCUGUCUCUGGCUGGUAUGAAGGUAAGCAAGCCCAGUCAGGAGGCUUAUCAAAACGAACUGAACAUUGAGAGUGUGGAACGUUCUUUCAUCCUGUCUGCCAGCUCAGCCACAGAGAGAGACGAGUGGCUAGAAGCCAUCGACACAGCAAUAGACGAUUACACAAGGAAAAAGAUCUCAUUUAUCUCCAGCCGAAGCCAAGAGUCUGAGGAAGUACCUGCUGAUGGUUCUCCACUGGGUUCUAAAGCUCCUAUCUGGAUCCCAGACCUGCGCACCACCAUGUGUAUGAUCUGUACCUGCGAGUUCACCCUCACCUGGAGACGCCACCACUGCCGGGCCUGCGGCAAGGUUGUGUGCCAGGCGUGUUCAUCAAACAAAUAUUAUCUGGAGUACCUGAAGAAUCAGCUAGCGCGAGUGUGUGAUCAGUGUUAUGUCAAACUACAGCAGAAGGAUAAAGGUGAGCAGUCCGAGGUGGCUGUUUCACCCAGCGGCCGCAGCUCAGCGUUCUCCUUCUCUAGAAAACAAAAGAAGAUUCCCUCAGCACUGAAAGAGGUUUCUGCUAACACUGAGAAUUCCUCUAUGAGUGGCUAUCUACAAAGAUCGAAAGGCUACAAGAAGCCGUGGAAGCGGCUGUGGUUCGUCAUCAAGAACAAAGUCCUUUACACGUACGCUGCUAGUGAGGAUGUCGCAGCACUGGAGAGCCAGCCGCUGCUGGGCUUUUUCCUGAGGGAAGAGAAGUCUGGACCGGCAGAGAAGCUGCAGUUUAAACUCUAUCACAAGAACAUACUGUAUUACAUCUUCCGAGCGGAUGAUAUCCCUACAGCUCAGAGGUGGAUUGAGGCGUUUCAGGAGGCCAUGAUUCUUUGACUAAUGUGGAUCCAAAUAGUUUAUUAGAACUCUUUUUUUUUUCUGGCCUGCAGCAGUAAAGUGAGGAACAGAGCCUGAGCUCAGAAGACUCAGAAUUAAAGUGUUAAAACAAGUGUGGGGAAAAAAGGAUGCGGAAUAAGCAACCUAGCAAAGGAUCGUAUCUUCCAGCUGUCCUCCUUUGAUUCCUUUCUCAACAGCAAAAUCAAACAAGUGUUUGAGAUCACUGAGGUUGUGCACAAGUGACUGGAAAUACCAGGACUGUCAGAAAGCCAAGACCAUUAACCUUGUGUUACUCAGCAUGAGUUGGAUUCUGCCUCACAUUGAAAUCCUACUGGAUGUGUGUGUGUGUGUGUGUGCGCACACCAAAUGAGUCAAAUGGAUAUGUAGGUCAAAGGAUUAAAUGAGAUUUUACAUUAAAGAUACCAGAAAUUAGCCAGAUCCUGUGACUUUAAACAAAGCUCUGCACACUGUCCAGACAUUGGACAUGUCAUGAACAUCCAGUGUGACGUUCUGGGAAUGUGAGGAAGGCUGUAAGUGUGAAGUGUGUGUCAGAAAGAUAAAAAAAAAAAAAAGGUCACGUUUGAUCAUGGGUCAAAUGUGGACGUGCACAAGCAAGUGUGACUAUUCAGUGCCUUUAGUUCUGUGUCGAAGAGUAAAAAUGUUUGUGUGUGCAAUGGUGCAUCAUGGGAGAUGUAGGAUACCACUGUAAAAGCCAGUAGUGUUUUUUUUUUUUUUUAAUUAUUAUUAUUAUUUUUAGAAGCCUUAAACAGAAAGAAGCCACAUUUUUAUUUUAUGUUUAGCCUUUUUAAACAACUUUUUAUCUUUGCUUUGUAUAGGACUGACAGUAAAAAAAAAAAAAAUUUAAAUACGAUACUGGGAAUAACUGGAUGUAUGUGUAAAUAUACUGUAUAUGGUAAUAUAAUGCAGGUUUAAUGCAGGUCUAUUUAUAACAAUUCAAGAUUGUUAAUCUCCUCAAAUGAAUUUAAUGAUUUUGUAAUUUAACAUGUCAGGUUUUUAGCGAGCUAAGAACUGUGUAAUGUCACUGCGUGAUACCGAGCAUAGCCUUCUGAGAUGUCAGCAGCACACUCAGAGAAAACACUGUGCACCUUGUGCCAUUUUGUCAUUACAGUGAAAUCAUGUUAGUGAUUUAACUCUCACUGUUCUACACUAUUACCCAGGUUAGUUGGAAAAGUGUCAUGUGAACAAAAUCAGGAUGAUUUUUUGCAAUCUGACAUCUUAUGAUGUUCAUUCUGGUGUUGUGACAUUACAGUGGAUUGAUGUUUUUAUUUGACAGGACAAAAUGCACAAGCACACUGCACACUGAAGUUUUCUGAUUAAACCUGCUGUGUAGUCACUCAUCCCUAAGCUAACAGGUCAGGGUUGCUUUUUCUGUUUUCCUCACAACUGACUUUUGAUUAUGUUGUAACACUCAAGCAACCAUUUGAAAACACUCCAGGGAACUAUUGUGCUCAGUAUGUCAGCUAUAAAUGUUAAUUACCAGAGGUAAUAAAUCAUUUUAAGCAGCAA